AUGGCUGCUACGGAGUCCGUGCCCGUGAUGGGCGACACCGAGACGGGCACCACGGCCGAGCCUCAGCGCAGCGAGGAGGCGGGCUCACCACGACAGAAAACGAUGCGAUCCUCCCUCCGUUCGAUACAUGCGUCCUCGCCAAUGCAAACGAUGAACGGUUUGGCAGUCGGGGCAGACGAGGCGGAACCCAGGGCGGCAGCGGCAGCGACAGUACUAGAGCCACACUACUCGUCGAUAGACAGCGGACUGGAGUCACUGAACUUGCGUCCAGACCCAGACGCCCAAGCAACGGUGACGGACUUCCUCGACUUUACCGAAUACCUGCCCUCAGACAUUGUGCGGUCGCUCACGCUGAUCGGCGAUCUCGACCAGACGUACGUGGACGCAUCGACAAAGGUGCACGAGCUCACAGCGCUCUGGGGGAGCUUGCCGACGAUGGCAGCGGAAGAGCGACGGCAGCCGGUGAAGCUACGGGCCGAUAUAUCAGCGAGCCUGCGCCGUGGUCUUAGCUCGCGGAUCUACGCACACGACGAGGCCCAGCGGAUGGCCAAGAAUGUCAACCGCCACUACUACCGGGCCAAGACGAUCCUGGAAAAGCUGCGGGCCAUGCUGGAGAACUACGCAGAGGCAGAGGCGGAGCAACAGGAGCAACAAGAACAACAUAAGCAACGAGAGCAACAACAGAAGCAGCAGCAGCAACAGCAGCAAGCAGUGAAAGGGGCAGCAGCGGCGGCUGCAGGGCGCGGACCAAAACAAGUGGGCGUGGCACGGGUGCAUCGACAGAGAGUGCCACGCAUUACAGUACCGGGCGAGGUGUUGGCGCCUUACGACAUGGAAUACGACGUGUUCAGCGACGACAGCGACGUCAGCUCUCCGUCGUCCUCGGACGAGUCUCUGGCCCUGGGUCACACGGCCGGAUCGGCGGUGCAGCCGCGCAUCAAAGUGUACAAGGCACCAGGCGGGGGUCUUUCGGCGGCUGGGGGGUUGUUGACUGGUUCGGGGGCACCCAAGCCGCCAAAGGUGCGGAUGCCGCGGGCUCCACGGCAGCCGGGGCAGCCGUAUUUGUCGACGAGCUCGGCGCUGGCGCAGCUGAAGCCACCACCGGAGAACGCGGUGAUUGGCAGCGCGGACGCGCCGUGGUUGCAGCUGACGCCAUAUGAGCUGGCCAAGCUGCGGAAGAGAAUGAAGAAGAAUGCGCAGUGGACGCCGAGCGAGACGAUGAUUGCACGAGAGCUCAAGGCGCUGGGCCGGAAUCUAGAGGCGUACAAGGUAGCCAAGAGGAAGGCAGAGGAGGACGGACGGCCAUUUGACGGGUCGCUGCCGGAGGCGGUGAUGGAGGCAGACGGCGUGGCUCGGGCGCCUCUGGGAGCGUUGAGCGUGGACGCGGCCCUGGCAGCAGAGCACAAGCAGCUGACGAAUCGAGGGAUGAAGCUGAAUGAAGCAAAGAAGCUUAAGAACAACUUGGCGCAGCUGGCGGCCCAGGAAGCCGAGGAGUCUACGCGCAAGAUGAUUGAACAAGCACGGGCUCUGCUGUCGCCAUAUACGCAGCAGAAUGCAGGGAGUGGUGGUGCCGGUAGCAGCGGCAAUGGCACCGGCAGCGGAAGCGGUGGGAAUGGUUCGACUGCGACGACGCCGGCGACAUUGGUACCGGGGACGGCGGACCAGGGAAGCAGCCGACAGGGCAGUAUCGCGGCGACGCGAGCAACGACACCGCUGUCACGGAAGCGGAAGCGAGAGGCCGGGACGGCCGCCGGGAUGGCCGAGGGGACGGACGGAAGCGUGGAAAAGGUGGAGGGAUCAAUGGAGACGAUAUCGUCCAUGUCGUCUCCAGCAUUGACGGCCGUCGGUGGAGGAUCAGGGUCGCAGUCGCAGUCACAGUCGCAGUCGCAGUCGCAGCGGCAGCUGUCGAAGCGAGUCAAGACGGAGACGCCAGUCCCGAUUCCACAGCACGCGGCGAUACUCGACGACGCCGGUGCCGACGCCGGUGAUGGGUCCGGAGCAGCCGACAGCGACAGCGGCAGCGAUGUCGUCGUCUCUGAAGCAGACAUCGUCUUCGACAUCGCCGCUUUCGGUGGUGUCGAGCCUCUCGGUGGCGACGGUGACGACAACGGUGCCGCUGAAGCCGCCAGCCGAGACGCCAAUCCCGCCGCCAGUGCACUCGCCUCGGAAGUCAACGACGCCGAUCCACCCGCCGGCCGGACGACAUCCAAGCCACCGUCUCGAGCGGUGACGCCGGUUGUGCCGAUCGUGAUCUCAGCGGAUACGAGCAGCAACAUAGGAGCAGAAACGACGGCCAUAUCAGCGUCGAUCACGGCCACGACGACAGCUACAACUACAAUGACGACAAACAUGACACGACGGCCGCAGUCUCGGGGCGCCAGCGUUGGCGGCAACAGCGGCGGCGGACUGGGCCAGGAGCUGGAGGCGACGCUGGCAUCAGAGCGGCCGCGACGAACGAGUGCAGCACGCCUCACGCCCGGACCUGAAGCUGGGCGGACAGCGAACAAGCGGGUUAAGCGCCCGGCUCCAGGAGUGAUCAGCCGGACGAACUCGGGCGGCAGCGCAGCAGUGGGACGACGCAAGGCGGCGCCACGAAAGAAACGAGGACCACAGGCGGCGGUAUUGUUACAGCAGCAACAACAGGCAGAGACAGACGGCGACGUGGAGGUAGACGACGAGGGCAACGUGAUUGACGCGGACGAGCCGCGAUACUGCGUGUGCAACCGGGUCAGCUUUGGGACGAUGAUCCAGUGCGACAAUGUUGAGGAAUGGUUUCACCUCGAAUGUGUGGGACUGACAGCUGUGCCGGCGCGCACGACCAAGUGGUACUGUCCAGACUGCCGGGUGCUGCUGAAGAUUGGCGAGAAGGGCGAGGUCAGCGCCCGGGGCGUGAGGAUGUGA
Grosmannia clavigera kw1407 is the source of this 2901-nucleotide messenger RNA. RefSeq names its product phd finger domain protein. Gene Ontology annotation, cellular component: Rpd3L-Expanded complex; nucleus; Rpd3L complex. The record is from RefSeq and is a predicted model, not a curated record. NCBI's taxonomy places the organism in Eukaryota, Fungi, Ascomycota, Sordariomycetes, Ophiostomatales, Ophiostomataceae. Gene Ontology annotation, biological process: regulation of DNA-templated transcription. Bases 1 to 2901 code for a protein of 966 amino acids. The transcript has 4 exons.